This is a messenger RNA of Guillardia theta CCMP2712, 822 nucleotides long. RefSeq lists its product as hypothetical. The record is from RefSeq and is a predicted model, not a curated record. Gene Ontology annotation, cellular component: membrane; GPI-anchor transamidase complex. The coding region runs from base 1 to 822 and encodes 273 amino acids. The transcript is spliced from 11 exons. NCBI's taxonomy places the organism in Eukaryota, Cryptophyceae, Pyrenomonadales, Geminigeraceae. Gene Ontology annotation, biological process: attachment of GPI anchor to protein; protein localization to cell surface.
AUGAUUCAGGUCCUCGUUGCUGUCAUCAUGCGGAUGGUGGUUGUGGAGUACGAGCGCUCGCCCGAGGUCUCGAAAGAUUGCUGCCACCUUGGCCUAGCACUUGGCGACGAGGACGAGGAGGAUGACAUUCCGAAGCUGAUCGAAGAAGAGAACAAGGUAAACACCAAGUCCAACUCGAUGCAGCCUGGAUCAACGAGCUCGUGCCGCUUGCGUACAUGUUGCACCCAUACUCGUGUUGGGGCUUGCUGUGCGGUGAUGGGAGCGUUGAUGUAUACAUCAUACGCGAUCAUGGGGAGCUGGGACUUUGUGAAUGCGGUGUACUACUUCACCUUUACUGUCCCCGAUCUCUCGCCCAACGUCGGCUUGUUCUGGUACUUCUUCAUCGAGAUCUUCGAUCAGUUUCGAAACUUUUUCCUCUUCCUGUUUCAAUAUCACAUGCUUGUCUACCCCAUCCCCUUGGCUAUGCGAGUGUCUCAUCGCCCGCUCUUUCUCUUUGCAUUCUCACUCGGUUAUAUCGCCAUCUUCAAAUCUUAUCCAUCGAUAGGCGACGCAGCGUUCUACAUGCCAUUGCUGAUCAUUUUUCACCGCCAGCUGAUCGAAAUGAGAAACUUGUUCAUCUUAGUACAGAUCCUCCUCUUCGUUACCGUGCUCUCGCCGAUCUUCUGGCACUUGUGGAUAGUGACGGGAGCGGGAAACUCGAACUUCUAUUACGGUCUCACUCUCGCUUACUCCGCAGCACAGGUCCUGAUUAUCUCUGAAUCGAUGCUGGCGGUGCUGAAGCAAGACAAGAAACAAAGGCUCCUUUCGAAGAAAAGAGAUUAG